CACCAAUCAUCACCUCAUUUUCUUUUGGAGACACAUGUUCUAUCCUUGUUCUUCCACUUCCCGCUUCCCCCGGUAAUUACCUGGCACCCGCAAAAAGCCAAGCUUUUCAGGCCUUUCUUCACUUCAUUGGGUCAGAACGGGUCACUCUUCAGCUGCUCUCGUCGUUCGUCCUUGCUCUUGGUCGUCCAGUUCCGGAGGUGCCCAUGAUCUCUUGGACCCCCCUGCGCUCCUUGGAGCAACUGGGGCCCUUGGUGCUCUUCGUGGCACUGCAGCUUCAUCAGGUCUUCCGGCGGCUGCCGCUGCAGAGAGUGAAGUCUUGGAGCUUUGGCGCCCAGGUCGGCGCCAUGGCAGCCUUGGCGCUGGCCAUUUUGUGGCCUUCAGGCUUCUUCAGCCCCCUCUCCGUGCGCGUCUCGGCCCUGUUCGUGAAGCACACCAAGACAGGGAACCCUCUGGUGGAUUCUGUGGCGGAGCAUCAGCCAGGCUCUGCGGAUGCCUAUUGGAACUACUUGGG
Durusdinium trenchii is the source of this 511-nucleotide messenger RNA. The record is from the annotation of a GenBank genome assembly. NCBI's taxonomy places the organism in Eukaryota, Dinophyceae, Suessiales, Symbiodiniaceae.